Messenger RNA from Lytechinus variegatus (green sea urchin), 1101 nucleotides. RefSeq names its product isochorismatase domain-containing protein 1-like. NCBI's taxonomy places the organism in Eukaryota, Metazoa, Echinodermata, Echinoidea, Temnopleuroida, Toxopneustidae. Bases 77 to 673 code for a protein of 198 amino acids. The transcript has 5 exons. Gene Ontology annotation, cellular component: cytoplasm. The record is from RefSeq and is a predicted model, not a curated record.
UUGUACCCUUUUGGCUGCCCAUAACUGUAACUGUAAGAACGGACGUCGGACUGCCCAGCCAAUACAGUUGGAAAUCAUGGCUUCAAAAGCUUCAUUUGGUAAUAUAUCGCCAGAAACAUCAGCCCUUUUCAUCUGUGACAUGCAAGAGAAAUUCAAACCAGCCAUCAAAUACUUUGAUGAUAUAGCAUUCGUGGCUAAACGACUCAUUGACGGAGCCUACAUCUUAGAUAUACCAGUCAUUGUAACAGAGCAGUACCCUAAGGGACUUGGACACACUGUAGAAGAUUUGGAUAUUAGUCGAGCUCUAGGUGUAUACCCCAAAACAAAAUUUUCCAUGGUCAUUCCUGAAGUUGAAGCACAUCUUAAUAGUCUAACCAAUUUGAAAUCUAUCAUUCUUCUGGGAAUUGAGGCCCAUGUGUGUAUUCAGCAGACAGCUUUAGAUCUCUUAGCCAGAGGGUAUGAUGUUCAUGUGGUUGCUGAUGCAGUCUCAUCAAGGAGUAUGAUGGACAGACAAUUUGCCUAUGAGAGAUUACGUCAGUUCGGAGCCAUCAUCACAACAAGUGAAUCAAUUCUCUUCCAGUUGCUAGGAGAUAAAGAUCAUCCUAAAUUCAAGCAGAUUCAAGGUUUAGUCAAGAUUAGUGCACCUGUCUCUGGACUGGCAUCAAAUAUGUAGAGUGCAGCUCAUUAGUUGACAUUCAUUAAAGCCUGGCUCACACCUUUGUAUUUUGAGCUGCAUAUUGCACAAUUGCAGACAAUAUUUGCAGUCAAAGGCAACACAACACAAUGAAAUAAGCUAAUUUGAAGUCAACAUGCAGACUGAUGCAAAGGCUUUGCAUUGUAGCUCGGUAGUUUUUUUUUUAUAACAUCCCCAAAUCUAUAUCAAAAUCCAUACGAGCAAGGGCAAGUGGCAACAAGCAAAUGGGAGCAAGGGUGAGAAAAAGCAAGCAGCUUAGGCAGGCAAACACAACAUGCCUGCUCAACUUACUUUACCUUACUUGACUAUGUACAACUCUAUUUGAGCUGCUCAUAGUUUGAUUGCAGCCAAACAUUUUGUUGCGUAGUAUGCUGCAUUGAGACUGUGUAUUGCAGUUUACACAGCCA